CACACACACAGUUGGCUGUUGUUGGCUGUGACUGGGGUGCUGUGAGGCGAGUGGGGCUCAGUGGGACCAGGCAGAGGCCGGCGUUGCAGGCAGGCAGGCAGUGGAGAGAGUAUUGAGCCGCAGAGACGUGCCAAGGGUGGUUAAACCAUGCUCACUGGGUGGGGGAAAGACUCUGCCCAGGACACACGAUGAAGGUGGAGAGGAAGACCUCCUCUACAAGCGACAGUUUUACUGACAUUCCUGCGCUAUUGACGUUGUUUGGCCUCCUCCUCCUUCUCCUCACAGGUGAAGUGUCGGGGGUGAAUGUGACCAGCCAAACCCAGGUGGUGAGGGGCACGGCGGGCAAAGAGGCCCUGUUGUCCGUCAGCUACUCCAGCAGCAGCUUGGACAAGCCUGUGAUUAAGUGGCAGCUGAAGAGGGACAAAGAGAAACCCAUCACUGUGGUGCAGUCCAUAGGAACAGACAUCAUAGGGAACCUGAGGCCAGAGUACCGCAACCGAAUCCUGGUAUUUGAGAACGGGUCACUGCUGCUUCACAACCUGCAGCUGUCAGACGAAGGGGCGUACGAAGUUGAGAUCUCCAUCACCGAUGACACCUUCACCGGAGAGCGCUACAUUGAGCUCACUGUGGACGUCCCCGUGUCCAAACCUUACAUCCAGAUGAUGGCCUCGUCUGUCCUGGAGUUGAGCGAGCACUUUAACCUCCACUGUUCCCAUGAGAACGGCACAAAGCCCAUCUACGGUUGGCUGAAGGGAGGCAAGGUGCUGACCAACGACACGCGUCUGCAGCUUUCACAUGACCAAAAGGUGCUGACCAUCUCACGCGUUGUGAUCUCAGAUGAUGACAUUUACGCCUGCACAGUGGAGAACCUCAUCAGCAGCAUGAAGAGCAUGCCUGUCAAGCUCACUGUCUACAGACGGAGCUCGCUAUACAUCAUCCUGUCCACAGGGGGCAUAUUCCUCCUGAUCACCCUGGUUACUGUGUGCGCUUGUUGGAAACCAUCCAAAAAGAAGCAUCGACCCGUCCCCCAAAGGGCUCCCAUCUAUUUGGAGCAGAGUGAAAAUGGCCAUAAUGUAGAUGUUGUUCCCAAACCAACUACGCUUGGUCGAAGGAGUCCAAUGCCUCUUUAUGUUCUCAACGAAGAUGAGACUGUGGAGCGGUUUGAAGAAUACGCUGACAACCCUGCCGUCCAAUCAGAAACGAGUAUCCCUGCCGUGUACGCGCCGGUCCUCCCGAGUCCCUCCUCCUCCUUCAGAACUGAGCGGCCCGUGUGGUCUGCCCCACGCAGAUACCCCCGCAGCCCCUCUCCUCUGGCCCAGCCUCUCCCACAAACCCUUCCAGGACCUCCGCUGCGUCCUGUCCGCUCACCUGCUAACUCCCCAGGAGGCUCUCCGCGAAGCUUCAGCCCGAUUAGAAAAGUGCGCCCCCCAGUGGGCAUCCCAAGCAGCCACCUGCCUGUGGAGGCCGAGUGUCCAGACCCUUUGGAUCAGGCUCACGGUCCACCACAGCAGUGACGGCUUCUGGUUCUGUGAUUUGUAGAGUCCACGUGUAGUCUGUUGAUCCUCUCGUGCACCUCGCCCCGAAGAUAAUGAAAGAGUUGAUUAAGUAGGAUGGGACGAUGAGUUCACUUUCAGCUAACUCUUUGACUUCGUAUUAUUCGCCAUUAUUUAUCAUCUUUUUCUCUAUGGCCACGCACAAUAUUUCUGUAGUAUUUUUGAUGAUACCCUGUCACAUGAAACAAGUAUAUUCUGUUCACCAUUAUUUAGGAUAUCUUAAAUAGAACAGUAAAAAGAAAUACAGCUCUGGUAUAUAUUUUGUUUCUUCAUGCAUAUACAUUUUCCUAGUACUUGUACAUAUGUAAGUUAAUGGUUUUGGGUAGGGUCUUUUUUUUCUUUUUAACAAUUUAAUCUGCAACGUCUAUUCUUUUUAAGGAUCAGGUGAUGGAAUAAACUAAUAAAAA
This is a messenger RNA of Pungitius pungitius (ninespine stickleback), 1960 nucleotides long. It is a transcript of the gene hepacama, whose product is annotated as hepatic and glial cell adhesion molecule a. Bases 189 to 1514 code for a protein of 441 amino acids. The transcript is spliced from 7 exons. The record is from RefSeq and is a predicted model, not a curated record. Lineage: Eukaryota; Metazoa; Chordata; Actinopteri; Perciformes; Gasterosteidae.